This is a messenger RNA of Paramecium octaurelia, 1087 nucleotides long. The record is from the annotation of a GenBank genome assembly. Lineage: Eukaryota; Ciliophora; Oligohymenophorea; Peniculida; Parameciidae.
AUAUGCAAUAAGUGGAAACUCAAUAUUGCUAUUAUAGUAAUUUCAACUUAUUCGAGAGCACAUCUCAAUUAUUGAAGAAAGACAAGUUUGUUAAAUCGUUGUUGCAAACCUUGGGAGAAGAGUGGCGAAUAUAUGCUGGACGAGCAAUCACUAUAGAAUUGGAUGGAUAAAUAAAUUAUUUGGCAUGGUAAUUUUGUUUUGAAAAUUUACUCUUCGCCUGGUUGGAGAACGAAGACUCACAAUAUGAAGAAUUUUACAAUUAAUCAAUUCAACGCAUAAGUCCUUAUAAUAUUGGUAUUAAACAAAUAAAUUUAAAUUAGAUGUUGUUUAUUUUAGGCCUGUGUUCGAUGGCUUCUUUUAUUCUGCUCAACAAUUGUGGCAAAAGAUGAGAUUGAGUAGACCACCUUCCCAAGAGUCUUUCAAGUCCCUAGAUCAGAUUAAGUAGGAGGAUAUCAAAUCAAUGUCCAAUAUUCUGAAACCUUUGGUAAUUGUAAGCGAAAGGAUUAUCAAUUAUUUCCGAAAGGAAGAACAAGCUUAGCCCUAAACAGUCGAGUAUCCACAAUACCAAUAGUCGAGUUGGAAACAAAUCUCUAAAUUAACAGAAGACUCUCUGCCACUUGAUUUAGUUGAGAAUGCAUACAUUUAUGUUAGUUAAUUCAUCCAGAAAACCUACAAGAAUUGCCAAGUAGCAAAAUCAUUCAUUGUUAAUAUCAUUGAGUUAAAUCAUGAUGUAUUGAGCAAAUUCUAGAUUUCAAAUUAGUAAAUUAAAAUCAGAAUUAUGUAACCAUCUUGUUUAAUGUACGAUAAUUUGUUAUCAAUUUGGACUUUGGCAAAUUCAGGGGUUUAACCUUAAUAUUUCGAUUUAAUAGGCAGGGCAAAAUCCUUAUUGGGAAACAAUUGGAAAGAUAAUUAUUAGUAGCCUGUUGAAGUAUUUUUUUAGUUGAUGGGCAAAUUGUAUGGAAACAUUAUUCUAAAUCCAUAAAUAAAAUCAGAAGACCAAUUAAACCAUUUGUUGAAGAAUAUGAGAAUUUAAAUGGCCUAAUUGUGGGAACAAGAAAUAGUUAAUUCAACAUUAGAAAAAUAAUGA